Messenger RNA from Chenopodium quinoa (quinoa), 2572 nucleotides. RefSeq lists its product as uncharacterized. Bases 851 to 1591 code for a protein of 246 amino acids. The transcript has 2 exons. The record is from RefSeq and is a predicted model, not a curated record. Lineage: Eukaryota; Viridiplantae; Streptophyta; Magnoliopsida; Caryophyllales; Amaranthaceae. Gene Ontology annotation, biological process: positive regulation of growth.
ACAGUUCCAUAUUCAGGCACCAAUUAAGAUCACAAAAUCCUAACAGAAUGUACUAAGCCAAUUAUUUUCUACUCAACUUCUAGCAACAAAUAACACCUAGAUAAUGAAAAAAAGUCAAGUCCUUGAAAUCAUGGUGAUAUAAAAUUUUCUUAUAAUAAUCUGCUACAUUUCAUACAUAAAUCCGGCCUAGAAAUAGCAAAUAGCUACACCGAAGGCAAAGUUUUAGAUGUCUUACGUACUUUCUCUAGAACAUAAAGUGACAAAAUUCGCCUUAUAGAACGUAAAAUUUGUCUUAUGUGAACCUGAUUUUAGAUCCACAACACACACAAUGAAAAUGGACAAAUUUGUUCUCAGUCUAAUCUACUCAUACACAGUGGCGGACUUGGGCUUAGACCUGGUGGGUCAAGUGACUCACCAGGCCCAAAAAAAAAUUUUAAGUUAUUUUUAAAAAAAAAAAAAAAAUUAAAAUCAGUUUUCCCCAAAAAAACCAAACACCUUCAAGCCCUAGCCUUCUUCAGUUCUUCUCUUCGCCAUUGCCAAUUCGCCUCUUCCCUUCAAUCCUUCAUCAAUCAUCUGCAACUCCAGUUCUUCACUUCUUCAUCAAAGACCAAUUCGCUAUUUCGCUGUGCGGGUUGUGCUGCUGGCUGCUCCACUGCUCGCCGACGCCUAGUCGCCUCAAUCAGCGCCUGCCGCCUCCGGCUCUGUCUCUGAAACAAUUUAAUUAACUUACCCCCCUCUGCUAAAAUGCGCCCUUGAUCCCAAUUUUCUUUUCUUUGAAAGUUGAGAUCUUUCAAUUGAAGAAGAAAGAGAAGAACAAGAACAAGAAGAAGUGAAGAACCCCAGUAAAGCAAUGGUUGCAGAGCCUUGGUUACUGAGAACGGGGAAUCAGGUAAGUAGCAAUCUGAAAAACUCCCUUCUUUUACACCCAACAAGCACAAGUAAUAGUAGUAGUAGAAAGAAGAAAAGUAGCAGUAGUAGUAGUUGCUCUAAUAUUGGUAUCUUGUCAUUUGAGGUUGCUAAUGUUAUGUCAAAAUUGGUCCAUCUUCAUAACUCAGUCUCUGAUGAAGAGAUCUCGAAACUGAAGCAUGAAUUGAUUAAAUCAGAGGGUGUUAAGAAAUUGGUUUCUUGUGAUGAUUCUUACCUUUCAGAGCUUGCUUAUUCUGAGAGGGUAGAUGAUUUGAAUAGGGUUGCUGAGGUUGUCUCUAGGUUGGGGAAAAGAUGUACUGAGCCAGCCUUGCUUGGUUUUGAGCAUGUUUAUGGGGAUAUUAUUAGUGGUAGGAUUAAUGUCAAAGAUUUGGGGUUUUUGGUUAAGGAUAUGGAUAGUAUGAUUAGGAAGAUGGAGAGGUAUGUGGGUGCUACUGCUAAUUUGUAUGGUGAAUUGGAGGUUUUGAAUGAAUUGGAGCUUGCUACCAACAAGUUCCAUUUGAAUCAUAAUCUUGAUAGUCGUAGGGCUUUUGACCAGAAAUUGAAAUGGCAAAGGCAGGAUGUUAAGCAUUUGAAGGAUAUUUCACUUUGGAAUCAGACUUAUGAUAAGGUAACUCCGGCACGGCAGUCCGGCAAGGUAUGUUCAUCAAUUGGAUGUAUUUUUUAGUACUAUUAUUUGGUUGUUCGGUAAUUUUUUUUUUUUUUUACAUACUUGAUUAUCGAUUGUGACCCACCAGUCGGAAAUUCCUGGGUCCGCCACUGCUCAUACAUGAAUUUAAAUUACUUAAGGAUGUAAAACAGCCAAUACUAAAAAUAUUAUUGCAAAAUGUAGUAAUUUAAGUUUUAAAAAAUAUACCAAUUGCUUUGAAUUGUGUUCUGGCAGAUAGAUCUUGAAGAAUCCCGGUACAUAGCGCAGAUCAUUCAUCUUAAAGGGUCUUCCUCUUUUUCGCCGAACAGCAUUUACAAUUCUCAGCUCAGAACGAGGUUGUGAAUCAUCCACCAUUGCUUCAAUCAAGUAAUUAGAAUAAGAAGACGUUCCUUGUUCUCGUUUCACCAUUUUUUUCUAGUCAAUUUUGGAGUAGAGUCAAGUUAAGACAAUCUUUAAGGAACGGAUAGAGUACCAUUUAAAAUCUUAAUCAAAACCCAAAAUUCCUACUCAACCUUUAUAAUUGGAAAUAACAUAACAACUCUAAUAUCACACAUUAUGAUCAACUGAUAACUUUAAAACAGAACAUUAAACUGAUUAUUUUUCAGAAAAAAGAUUCAAACUUGACAAACCCGGCCAUUAUUAUAAAAAUUCGGUUUGAUCUCAUACCCCAAAUAACUCAAACAAUUCAACAUUCACCAUUUCUAAUUAAAUUCAACAAUUCUCAAUUUGCAAACAAUUACAAUAUCAGUUUCUAGCUAAAACAAAAAAAAAAUCAAAAUUGCCAAAUUAAACAACUUCCCAUGAAUUUCAAGCAACACCAACACUAAUUUGAUGAAUUAAAACAACAACUAAUUUAAUCACAAAAUCAACCCAACAAAAAAUCAUGGAGAAUAAGAAAUUGAAAACAUUAAUUCAAUACAUAAAUAUGAAAAUGAGUUACCUGAAUAAUAAAAUUGAAAGGUGAACUUUACUUGUCCAAGAGAGAGAAACAGAGGAAGA